UGAACCACGAUCGUAUUUUCAGCCAGCUUUCUCUUAAAUCAUAUCCUAGCUCGAGCGAGCUUGCAAAUUGGAAAGAUAUGAUCCAAGAGAAAAACCGAUUACUCCUAAUAGGUGACUUUCUUCCCAUCCGAUUUUGCUUUCCUUGUUGUUUACUUUCCUCACUCUUACCUGUUUCUGCAGCUUCAGUUGAUACUGAAUCCGAAGCCAUCGAAUCAGAGAAUGAUUCUGCUGAUGCCGCAGUUCUUCAUGGUGCUGCAGCAGAAGCUGAAAGGCGGGAAGCCGGGGAAGGGACAGACGUCUCAGAAUCUCUUGGGGAUUCAGGAGCCGAAGAAACAAUUAAAGAAAUAGCCAAAGAUACGACCAAAGCAUCUAAAAGAAAGAGGGUGGCCAUAACUAAAACCACAAUCUCUGAUCCGGCACUUCCUUCAGCAACCACACGACCAAUUCUUACCCGAAAGAGUAAGCGGGCAAGAGUCACCGUGCCUCCUAAACCAGCAGCCCCAUCUGCUCCUGUUUCUGAAGCGGGUAAAGAGACAGAACAAUCUUCCAGACCUCAAGCUUCUAAAAGGUCAACCCUUGCUUCUAAGAAGGAAUCACGAAGGGCUGCUACGCUUAAAGAGGUAUGACUUCUAUCUUUAUACUUUCUUAUUUUCAAACCUUUCUGAAUUUUGAAUAAUUUGGC
This is a messenger RNA of Malus domestica (apple), 682 nucleotides long. NCBI's taxonomy places the organism in Eukaryota, Viridiplantae, Streptophyta, Magnoliopsida, Rosales, Rosaceae. The record is from RefSeq and is a predicted model, not a curated record.